AUGGUGUCAAUCACAACAGAAUACAUCAGUGUCGGGGGGAACAGGCAUCCGGCAGCCGCAGACUGGGAUGUGCAGUUAGGUGUGCUCGCCUUUGGUGCAGAUAACAAUGUGGCCUUGUGGGAUCCAAGGGAUGCCUCUCAGCGCGGGGUUUAUGCCCUCCUCGUUGGCCAUACCGACAAAGUCAGUGCGGUCAGAUUCUACACAUGUCCCGCCACGGGUACGAAGCUGCUUCUUACCGGCUCCAUUGACCAAACGAUUCGGAUAUGGCGGGCUGAUGCAGUCGACCCCACCAAAUUCGCCCAUACACAUACUCUUACGGGUCAUACAGGCUCAGUAAAUACGAUUGCCGUUGCCGAUGGCGUCGCAAUCGUCGCAUCUGGAGCCGCAGAUGGUACCGUCAAGAUCUGGAAGAUCGAGACGCUGGAAACCGUAAUAAAGGCCGAUCUAUUUCAGGAUCUUACGAUGAAACCUCGCUUCUUCCCGCUGGCAUUAUCACUGAAGCCGCUGUCAACAGAAUCGAAAGACAAACCCGUGGUAUUGGCAGUUGCCGGCACGAUGAAUAAUGUUCAGAUUUAUGUUUCUGGGAACGUAAUCGCUGGUGCAAGCUUUAGUCUAUCUGCGACUCUUCCAGGCCAUGAGGCAUGGGUACGUUCCCUCUCCUUCACCGAGGAUAAACAAAGCAAGUCGGGGGACCUAUUGCUCGUCUCAGCCAGCCAAGAUAAAUAUAUCCGGUUGUGGAGGCUUCAACGAGGAGAGGCCACCAAGUCUACACUAGCAGAUGAUGCAGAUCCUAUGCUUGGCGGGCUUGAAACGACUUUAUCCAAUAAAGCUCAUCAGUUCGAAGCAGCCGGGUCCAAAUAUUCGGUCACUUUCGAAGCUCUUCUUUUCGGGAAUGAGGAUUGGAUCUACACGACCUGUUGGAACCCAAGCACGGAACGCCAACAGCUGCUUUCUGCUUCUGCAGACAAUACUUUGACAAUCUGGGAGCAGGAUCCGGUAUCCGGAGUAUGGCUCUCCGCAGAGAGGAUGGGAGAAAUCAGCGUCCAAAAGGGAUCCACCACAGCUACAGGAAGCACUGGCGGCUUCUGGAUUGGACUUUGGUCUCCGGACGGAAGGCAAGUCGUGAGUCUGGGCCGAACAGGUAGCUGGAGGGCAUGGAGGUAUGAUGCCGAUUCGGACAUGUGGCUGCAGGCACUGGGGAUAACGGGUCAUGUGCGUUCUGUGAACGGUGUGCAGUGGGAACCAACCGGAGGGUAUUUGCUUUCCACCAGCGCAGACCAGACUACUCGCCUGCAUGCAGAGUGGUCGCGUGAGGGACUGAAGUCGUGGCAUGAGUUUUCAAGGCCACAGAUUCAUGGCUACGAUCUGAACUGCAUUGAUACCUUGGGACCCGCGCGCUUUGUAUCAGGCGCUGACGAAAAGCUUUUACGGGUGUUCAACGAGCCGAAACCUGUCGCCCAACUACUGGGGAAGCUGGCGGGGUUUAAACCAGAAACGGAUGAAGAGCUUCCAGAUACUGCACAGAUUCCGGUUCUCGGCUUGUCUAACCAGGCCGUGGGCGAGGAAAUCCCAAUGGAGGUAGACGAAGAGAGUGCUGCGGGGGCACGGCAAGUCCAAGCAAACCAGGCAAUGAUAUCAAACCUGUGCCAUCCACCGCUGGAAGACCAGUUGGCUCGCUAUACGCUAUGGCCCGAGCAUGAGAAGCUCUAUGGUCACGGUUACGAGAUAUCAGCCGUGGCCGUGAAUCACGAUCGCACCCUGGUUGCGACUGCUUGUAAAGCAAGCUCAAUAGAUCAUGCGGUGAUACGGCUGUACGACACUUCUGACUGGCGUGAAAUUCGACCUUCCCUGAAAGCGCAUUCUUUGACUAUCACAAGUCUGUGCUUUUCGAGUGAUGACCAAUACCUUCUCAGUGUUGGGCGAGAUCGGCAGUGGGCUGUCUUCCUACGAAGUGGGCAGGACCCUUCUUCAUUCUCGCUUCUGACAUCGAACCCCAAGGGCCAUUCUAGAAUGAUUCUAGAUGCGGCAUGGGCUCCCCAAGCGGCAAAUCCUGUCUUCGCGACGGCUGGCCGAGACAAAUCAGUAAAACUAUGGGAGAAGGUCGAUGAUUCGUUCGCUUGCAAGACUACUAUCUCUCUAGAAAGCCCGGUCACAGCUGUUUCGGUCCUUCCAGAUGUACUUGACGCUUCCUUCCUCCUUGCAACGGGCGAGGAAAGUGGAAAAUUAUCGGUCUACCGGGUGACUCUGGACGGUCUGGAAGCGAGACACGUUGCUACUGUCGAUAAAUCGGUAUCUCCCUCUAGAGCGAUCACCCAAUUAUCAUGGCGGCCGUCCCAUCGGAAGGAUGUUAGAGAUAACGAAUGGAAAUUAGAACUUGCUGUAGCAAGUGAGGAUUCCUCGGUGCGCGUAUAUGGUAUUUCUGACAUGCUUUCGUGA
Molecule: messenger RNA, 2436 nt
Organism: Aspergillus lentulus
Lineage: Eukaryota; Fungi; Ascomycota; Eurotiomycetes; Eurotiales; Aspergillaceae
Product: Elongator subunit ELP2
Biological process (GO): regulation of DNA-templated transcription; tRNA wobble uridine modification
Cellular component (GO): elongator holoenzyme complex
Molecular function (GO): protein binding; DNA-binding transcription factor activity; sequence-specific DNA binding
Source: RefSeq, a predicted model, not a curated record